AUGUUUCAGAAAGUGUUCAAUGUCAAACUCCAUCUCCUCAAUCUCGUUUCUUAUUUUCUGUUCUUCAUCGGUGGUUUCACCCUUGGAGUAUUACUCACCUCAUCAUAUCUAAGAAACACUUCAUUAACUUUACAAACAGACCAAUUCUCCGUUGCUAAAUCCUAUCUGAGUCAUGUUCCUACAGGACUAAAAGCAUAUCUGGAGCCGCCUAAUGUUAUGCACGACAUGAACGAUGAAGAAUUGCUAUGGAGAGCUUCAAUGGCUCCUCGGAUUCCAUUCCAUCGAGUCCCAAAAGUUGCGUUCAUGUUCUUGACAAAGGGGCCUGUACAUUUGGCCCCUUUGUGGGAGAAGUUCUUCAAAGGGCAUCAGGGCUUGUAUUCGAUCUAUGUUCACCCAGAUCCAUCUUACAAUGCAUCAUCAUCACACCCAGAAAGUCCUAUUUUUCAAGGCAGAAGAAUUCCUAGUCAGAUAGUAAAAUGGGCACAGGUGAAUGUGAUUGAGGCCGAGAGGCGCCUAAUUGCGAAUGCUCUUCUUGAUAUCUCAAACCUUCGCUUUGUUCUCCUCUCAGAAGCAUGCAUUCCCCUCUACAACUUCUCUACUAUCUACUCUUACCUCCUAAACUCCCAAGAAAUUUUUGUGGAGGUCUUUGAUGAUCCAAGUUCAGUUGGCCGCGGCCGAUAUAAUUCAAGUUACUACCCAAUGAUCACAUUGGAUCAGUGGAGAAAAGGGUCACAGUGGGUUGAGAUUGAUAGAGACAUUGCCACUGAAGUUAUCUCGGACCGGACAUACUUUCCAGCCUUCCGGUUAGGCAACCGCUCUUGUUUUGCAGAUGAACAUUACUUGCCUACAUUUGUGAACCAAAAAUUUUCGGCAAAGAAUUCAAACAGAAGUCUCACCUGGGUUGAUUGGUCUACACAUGGCCCUCACCCUGUCGAGUACAAUAGCACAACGGCUGAGCUUCUGGAUAUCCUGCGCAAUGGUAAUGGUACCAGAUGCUUAUAUAAUCAAAGGACAAGCAAUAUAUGUUUCUUAUUUGCUAGGAAGUUCCUGCCUCCUGCUUUACAUAGCCUUCUCAGGCUUGCCCCAAAGAUCAUGCAUUUCAACACAGAUUCCUAA
Fragaria vesca subsp. vesca is the source of this 1116-nucleotide messenger RNA. RefSeq lists its product as uncharacterized. The record is from RefSeq and is a predicted model, not a curated record. NCBI's taxonomy places the organism in Eukaryota, Viridiplantae, Streptophyta, Magnoliopsida, Rosales, Rosaceae. Gene Ontology annotation, molecular function: glycosyltransferase activity. The coding region runs from base 1 to 1116 and encodes 371 amino acids. Gene Ontology annotation, cellular component: membrane. The transcript has 2 exons.